CCUUUCGUUCUCCACCUUCUAUUUCCAUCUUGCUCUUCUAACAUCCCUUAAUAACACCACGCCACUCUUUCUCUCUUGAUUCUCUCUUUCUUUUUCUCUCUCUCUUUCGAUCGAUCGAUCGUUCUUUCUCUUUUCAUUGCUUCCAUUUUUCUCCGCAAACACUUCCCUCGUUAUUCAACCAAUCCCCUCCUUUGGCACGCCACCGCUAAUUUCCACGCGAUGGCGCCCCAUCUCUGGUCCUGCUUCUCCAGCAAGGGCUCCAACCGCCGCGACGGCAUCGCAGAGCGCCGCGUAAGCACGGCGGACGUCGCUUCGGAAUCGAGUCGCGGCGGCGGGGGCCAGGGGGCUGUGGUGGUGGAGAUGUUCUCGUCGCAGGGGUGUGCGACGUCGCCGGAGGCGGAGCUGGUGCUGUCGCGGUUGGGGAGGGGGGACUUCGAGCUGGAGGUGCCGGUGGUGGUGCUGAUCUUCCACGUGGACUAUUGGGACUACGUGGGAUGGAAGGACCCCUUUGGGUCGAGCCAGUGGACCGUUCGGCAGAAGGCCUAUGUUGAGGCCCUUGGGCUUGACACCAUCUUCACGCCCCAGGUUGUGGUCCAGGGCAAGGCCCAUUGCAUCGGAAAUGACGAGAAUGCCCUUAUCGAAACCAUCACUAAUGCUCCUAGAUUUCCUGCUCCUACCCUUCAGGCAACUUUCACCAAGCCUGCACCAGAUUCAUUGCAAGUGUCUCUAACAGGAGCAUUGAGGACUAGGGUGGAUGGAAGUGGCGCUAAUGUCAUGGUAGCAUUAUAUGAAAGUGGUUUGGUCACUGACGUUCCAAGAGGGGAGAACAAAGGACGUGUUGUAUCCAAUGACUAUGUUGUCAGAAAGCUCGAAAAACUAUGCACUGUCAAAGACAUCUCUCACAAGAAAACAGUAUCAGGAACAGUUAAUUUUCCCUUGUGGGAAGGAUUCAACAGCAGCAAAUGUGGUUUGGCUGUCUUUGUUCAGGACACCUCUCACCAGAUUUUGGGUUCACAGAGUUUUCAACUUCCGGAAGAUAUAUGAUUUCGAUUUUAGUUUUAUUUGUGAUGCUGUUAUCACGUUCCAGUUACAAUGGUGUUUGCUAAUUAGGCUAUGUGUACAGGUUGUGUUACGAUUUAGAAUAAUGUUGUUUUCUUUUUUCUUUUUUAUCACAAUUUUUUGCUGUGUAAUUUAGUCUUUCUUACUGUUAUUGACUAGAUGAAGAGAGAAGUUUAAACUUGUGGCUUGAACAAUUCUAUUGAUUGGAUUUUUAAAUUUGCACUAAUAUUGAAUC
This is a messenger RNA of Vigna unguiculata (cowpea), 1294 nucleotides long. RefSeq lists its product as uncharacterized. The record is from RefSeq and is a predicted model, not a curated record. NCBI's taxonomy places the organism in Eukaryota, Viridiplantae, Streptophyta, Magnoliopsida, Fabales, Fabaceae.